AUGGCAUCUCCACAGGUCCUCCGUACUCCCAUCACCGAUCUUCUCAAGAUCAACCACCCAGUCCUCCUGGCUGGUAUGAACGUGGCCGCCGGCCCAAAGCUGGCUGCCGCCGUCACAAAUGCCGGUGGUCUUGGUGUCAUCGGCGGUAUCGGAUACACCCCAGAGAUGCUCCGUGAGCAACUCAACGAAUUAAAGGGAUACCUCACCGAUAAGAAUGCGCCAUUCGGCGUUGAUUUGCUUUUGCCCCAGGUCGGCGGUAACGCGCGAAAGACCAACCAUGACUACACCAAGGGAAAGCUCAACGAGCUUAUUGAUAUCAUCAUCGAGAGCGGCGCCAAACUUUUCGUCUGUGCCGUCGGUGUGCCACCCAAGCACGUUGUUGAGAAGCUCCACAAGGCCGGUGUUCUCUACAUGAACAUGAUCGGACACCCCAAACACGUCAAGAAGUGCCUCGAACUCGGCGCCGACAUCAUCUGCGCUCAGGGUGGUGAGGGCGGUGGUCACACUGGUGAUGUUCCUACUACCGUGCUCAUCCCAACCGUUGCCAAGCUCGUACAGGGACACAAGAGUCCCCUGACCGGCGCCCCUGUGCAGGUUGUUGCUGCUGGUGGUUUGUUUAACGGCCAGUCCGUUGCUGCUGCUUUGAUGCUUGGUGCUUCUGCUGUCUGGAUUGGUACUCGAUUCAUUCUCUCUGAGGAGGCUGGUGCUUCCGAGGCCCACAAGGAGGCCGUCCGCACUGCUGGAUUUGACGACAAUAUCCGAACCAUCAUUUUCACUGGUCGUCCCCUCCGCGUCCGCAACAACGCAUACAUCACCAACUGGGAAGAAAACCGCGCACAAGAGAUCAAGGAAUUGACUUCCAAGGGCAUUAUCCCCGUCGAGCACGACUUUGAGAACCUGUCCGAUGACGUUGAUGAUGAGACUCUGGACAAUGCCCGCCCCUUCCUCAUGGGCAAGGUUGCCGCUGUCGUCACGGAGAAAAAGACUGCCAAAGCUAUCGUUGAUGAGCUCGUGACUGAUGCUUCUGCAUGGUUACAGAAGGGUAAUAAGAUGAUUGCUAAGUUGUAA
Talaromyces amestolkiae is the source of this 1068-nucleotide messenger RNA. RefSeq lists its product as uncharacterized. NCBI's taxonomy places the organism in Eukaryota, Fungi, Ascomycota, Eurotiomycetes, Eurotiales, Trichocomaceae. The transcript is spliced from 4 exons. The record is from RefSeq and is a predicted model, not a curated record. Bases 1 to 1068 code for a protein of 355 amino acids. Gene Ontology annotation, molecular function: nitronate monooxygenase activity.